AUGGAUUCUGUUAAAGAAGGUUUAUCUUGUCCUGUGUGUUAUGAAAUAUUCAAGUCUCCUGUUGUUUUAUCAUGUAGUCACAGUGUCUGUAAAAAGUGUCUUCAACAGUUCUGGAGAACCAAAGAAACUCAGGAGUGUCCUGUCUGCAGGAGAAGAUCCUCAAGAGAUGAUCCUCCAUGUAAUUUUGCCUUAAAAAACGUGUGUGAGUCGUUCCUGAAGGAGAGAAAUGAGAGGCGUUCAUUAGCAUCUGAGGAGCUCUGCAGUUUACACAGCGAGAAACUCAAACUCUUCUGUCUGGAAGACAAACAGCCGGUGUGUUUAGUGUGCAGAGAUUCACAGAAACACGUCAAUCACACAUUCAGACCCAUCGGUGAAGUGGUUUCAUCAUGUAAGGAGGAGGUGAAUACAGCACUGAAGUCCUUACAAGAGAAACAUAAAAACAAUAAAAAAAUGAAAGGAGAAUUUGAGAAACCAGUUCAACACAUCAAGUCUCAAGCUGAUCACACAGAGCGUCAGAUUAAACAGCAGUUUGAAACGCUUCAUCAGUUUCUCAGAGAUGAAGAAGAAGCUACAUUCACUGCACUGAGGGAGGAAGAGGAGCAGAAGAAGCAGAUGAUGAAGGAGAAGCUGGAGGAGCUCAACAGACACAUCUCAGCUCUUUCACACACGAUCAAAGACACGGAGGAGAUGAUGAAAGCCAGUGACGUCUGCUUUCUGAAGGAGUUUCCAGUCUCAAUGGAAAGAGUCCAGAUCUCAUCACAGCCGGAUCCACAGACACCUUCUGGAGCUUUGAUUGAUAUGCCGCGUUACUUGGGCAACCUGCCCUUCAGAGUCUGGAAGAAGAUGCAGGACAUCGUCCAGAACACUCCUGUGAUCCUGGAUCCAAACACUGCAAAUCCACAUCUCGUCAUAUCUGAUGAUCUGACCAGUGUAAAAUGGACCGGGAACAAACAACUGCUUCCUGAUAAUCCAGAGAGAUUUGACUGGUAUCCCUGUGUCCUGGGUUCAGAGGGUUUUAACUCAGGAACACACUGUUGGGAUGUGGAGGUUAAAGAGAGUCAGUACUGGAGACUUGGAGUAACUACAGCAUCAAACCAAAGGAAGGGACAGGAUUUCUUUAAAAGUGAUGUCUGGUGUGUGUAUUAUAAUCAGUACGGACUGCCUGGGUUUGGUUUUUCUCUUGAACAGGAUCAUGAAUGUGUGAGAGUGAAUCUGGACUAUGACAGAGGAACAGUGUCGUUCUCUGAUCCUGUAACUAACACACAUCUACACACAUUCACAACCACCUUCAAUGACACUGUCUUGCCAUUAUUCUGGUGUUGGUCUGACUCACUGAGAAUCUUACCAUUCAGCAGUCAGUAA
Messenger RNA from Sinocyclocheilus grahami, 1362 nucleotides. RefSeq names its product tripartite motif-containing protein 35-like. Gene Ontology annotation, molecular function: zinc ion binding; protein binding. The record is from RefSeq and is a predicted model, not a curated record. NCBI's taxonomy places the organism in Eukaryota, Metazoa, Chordata, Actinopteri, Cypriniformes, Cyprinidae. The transcript has 6 exons. The coding region runs from base 1 to 1362 and encodes 453 amino acids.